AACAGCCAAAGACCUCGUCCAAGCACAUUUUGUUCAGCUCCAGCCGCUAGUAUCCACCUUUUCCCGAUUCCUCCAUGGCUCGCACAUCGAAAUCCACAAAUACCCACGCCCAGGACCAAAGCCAGAACCACUCCCUAAAAUCCCAACCGGCACCUUUCAAACGUCUCCCAGGUGUCAAAUACAUCGACGACGUCCCAUAUUCGAAACUCCUCCACGACCAGAAACCCAUCCGCCGCGCCCAAAUAGUUAUUCUCCACCAAAUGGGCUACACCAACUCGGUAGUAGAGAAAGAACGCCUUGUUGCCCGAUCAACAUUAAAGGACACUCUCUCCCGGUACGCCAAGACAAAGACGUAUCGCGAUUUGCCAAGGGGUGGACGCCCAAAGUCAUAUACAGAGCGGGAGGAACGAGAGUUGGUGAGGAGUGAGGGUAAGGGUCGCCAUCGGAUGCUAUGACGCAGCUGUUGCUGGUCACGCGAAUAUAAUACUGUAAGUUUACGUUUGAUUGGGA
This is a messenger RNA of Saitoella complicata NRRL Y-17804, 510 nucleotides long. RefSeq lists its product as uncharacterized. The record is from RefSeq and is a predicted model, not a curated record. Lineage: Eukaryota; Fungi; Ascomycota; Saitoellomycetes; Saitoellales; Saitoellaceae. The coding region runs from base 75 to 455 and encodes 126 amino acids. The transcript has a single exon.